Messenger RNA from Homo sapiens (human), 7319 nucleotides. RefSeq names its product TSC22 domain family member 1 (gene TSC22D1). Bases 257 to 3214 code for a protein of 985 amino acids. NCBI's taxonomy places the organism in Eukaryota, Metazoa, Chordata, Mammalia, Primates, Hominidae. The transcript has 2 exons. Gene Ontology annotation, cellular component: cytoplasm; mitochondrion; plasma membrane. The record is from RefSeq and is a predicted model, not a curated record. Gene Ontology annotation, biological process: positive regulation of DNA-templated transcription; regulation of transcription by RNA polymerase II.
AAAGUGAAUGGCGAAGGACUGAAGGGAUCCCCCCUUCGGGUCCCCGGCCGCCCUGUUCACCCUCGUUCAUCCUCCUUUCCGAAGCUCGCUCUCGAAGGCAGGAGCGACCGGCGCCUUUGGCUGAGGAGGAGGAGAAGGAGGAAUCGCGCCAGGCGGAGCGUCAGGUCCCGUUUUCCUCUCCGGCGUCUCCAAUACAAAGAUUACGGUGCAGAAGGAAAUUGCACUCGUCUCCUCCGCGCCCCCGGUACCCAACACAAUGCACCAGCCGCCUGAGUCCACCGCCGCGGCCGCCGCCGCUGCAGACAUUAGCGCUAGGAAGAUGGCGCACCCGGCAAUGUUCCCUCGAAGGGGCAGCGGUAGUGGCAGCGCCUCUGCUCUCAAUGCAGCAGGUACCGGCGUCGGUAGUAAUGCCACAUCUUCCGAGGAUUUUCCGCCUCCGUCGCUGCUUCAGCCGCCGCCCCCUGCAGCAUCUUCUACGUCGGGACCACAGCCUCCGCCUCCACAAAGCCUGAACCUCCUUUCGCAGGCUCAGCUGCAGGCACAGCCUCUUGCGCCAGGCGGAACUCAAAUGAAAAAGAAAAGUGGCUUCCAGAUAACUAGCGUUACUCCUGCUCAGAUCUCCGCUAGUAUCAGCUCUAACAACAGUAUAGCAGAGGACACUGAGAGCUAUGAUGAUCUGGAUGAAUCUCACACGGAAGAUCUCUCUUCUUCGGAGAUCCUUGAUGUGUCACUUUCCAGGGCUACUGACUUAGGGGAGCCCGAACGCAGCUCCUCAGAAGAGACCCUAAAUAACUUCCAGGAAGCCGAGACACCUGGGGCAGUCUCUCCCAACCAGCCCCACCUUCCUCAGCCUCAUUUGCCUCACCUUCCACAACAGAAUGUUGUGAUCAAUGGGAAUGCUCAUCCACACCACCUCCAUCACCACCAUCAGAUUCAUCAUGGGCACCACCUCCAACAUGGUCACCACCAUCCAUCUCAUGUUGCUGUGGCCAGUGCAUCCAUUACUGGUGGGCCACCCUCAAGCCCAGUAUCUAGAAAACUCUCUACAACUGGAAGCUCUGACAGUAUCACACCAGUUGCACCAACUUCUGCUGUAUCAUCCAGUGGUUCACCUGCAUCUGUAAUGACUAAUAUGCGUGCUCCAAGUACUACAGGUGGAAUAGGUAUAAAUUCUGUUACUGGCACUAGUACAGUAAAUAAUGUUAACAUUACUGCUGUGGGUAGUUUUAAUCCUAAUGUGACAAGCAGCAUGCUUGGUAAUGUUAAUAUAAGUACAAGCAAUAUUCCUAGUGCUGCUGGUGUGAGUGUUGGGCCUGGAGUUACCAGUGGUGUUAAUGUGAAUAUCUUGAGUGGCAUGGGCAAUGGUACUAUUUCUUCCUCUGCUGCUGUUAGCAGUGUUCCUAAUGCAGCUGCAGGGAUGACUGGGGGAUCGGUUUCAAGUCAGCAGCAACAACCAACAGUUAACACUUCGAGGUUCAGAGUUGUGAAGUUAGAUUCUAGUUCUGAGCCCUUUAAAAAAGGUAGAUGGACUUGCACUGAGUUCUAUGAAAAAGAAAAUGCUGUACCUGCUACAGAAGGUGUGCUGAUAAAUAAAGUGGUGGAGACUGUAAAGCAAAAUCCGAUAGAAGUGACUUCUGAAAGGGAGAGCACUAGUGGGAGUUCAGUGAGCAGUAGUGUCAGCACACUGAGUCACUAUACAGAGAGUGUGGGAAGUGGAGAGAUGGGAGCCCCUACUGUGGUGGUGCAGCAGCAGCAGCAGCAACAACAACAACAACAGCAACAACCAGCUCUCCAAGGUGUGACCCUCCAACAGAUGGAUUUUGGUAGCACUGGUCCACAGAGUAUUCCAGCAGUUAGUAUACCACAGAGUAUUUCUCAGUCACAGAUCUCACAAGUACAAUUACAGUCUCAAGAACUGAGCUAUCAGCAAAAGCAAGGUCUUCAGCCAGUACCUCUGCAAGCCACUAUGAGUGCUGCAACUGGUAUCCAGCCAUCGCCUGUAAAUGUGGUUGGUGUAACUUCAGCUUUAGGUCAGCAGCCUUCCAUUUCCAGUUUGGCUCAACCCCAGCUACCAUAUUCUCAGGCGGCUCCUCCAGUGCAAACUCCCCUUCCAGGGGCACCACCACCCCAACAGUUACAGUAUGGACAACAGCAACCAAUGGUUUCUACACAGAUGGCCCCAGGCCAUGUCAAAUCAGUGACUCAAAAUCCUGCUUCAGAGUAUGUACAACAGCAGCCAAUUCUUCAAACAGCAAUGUCCUCCGGACAGCCCAGUUCUGCAGGAGUAGGAGCAGGAACAACAGUGAUUCCUGUGGCUCAGCCACAGGGUAUCCAGCUGCCAGUGCAGCCCACAGCAGUCCCAGCACAACCUGCAGGGGCAUCUGUCCAGCCUGUUGGCCAGGCUCCGGCAGCAGUGUCUGCUGUACCUACUGGCAGUCAGAUUGCAAAUAUUGGUCAGCAAGCAAACAUACCUACUGCAGUGCAGCAGCCCUCUACCCAGGUUCCACCUUCAGUUAUUCAGCAGGGUGCUCCUCCAUCUUCGCAAGUGGUUCCACCUGCUCAAACUGGGAUUAUUCAUCAGGGAGUUCAAACUAGUGCUCCAAGCCUUCCUCAACAAUUGGUUAUUGCAUCCCAAAGUUCCUUGUUAACUGUGCCUCCCCAGCCACAAGGAGUAGAACCAGUAGCUCAAGGAAUUGUUUCACAGCAGUUGCCUGCAGUUAGUUCUUUGCCCUCUGCUAGUAGUAUUUCUGUUACAAGUCAGGUUAGUUCAACUGGUCCUUCUGGAAUGCCUUCUGCCCCAACAAACUUGGUUCCACCACAAAAUAUAGCACAAACCCCUGCUACCCAAAAUGGUAAUUUGGUUCAAAGUGUUAGUCAACCUCCCUUGAUAGCAACUAAUACAAAUUUGCCUUUGGCACAACAGAUACCACUAAGUUCUACCCAGUUCUCCGCACAAUCAUUAGCUCAGGCAAUUGGAAGCCAAAUUGAAGAUGCCAGGCGUGCAGCGGAGCCCUCCUUAGUUGGCUUACCUCAGACUAUCAGUGGUGACAGUGGGGGAAUGUCAGCAGUUUCAGAUGGGAGUAGCAGCAGCCUAGCAGCCUCUGCUUCUCUUUUCCCGUUGAAGGUGCUACCGCUGACGACACCCCUGGUGGAUGGCGAGGAUGAGAGCUUUUGGUACAUUUCCAAACUGGCUGGCAGAGCCAGGAGGAAGUGAAGGCAUUAGAAACACUAACUUUGGUUGGUUGCUACCGUCUUAGUGCUGAGACUAUAACCUUUGUUGGUUGAUUGAUAGAGAACAAGAGAACACAAUCCUCGUUCCACUAACAGGUAAGGAACCCUUGUGAUAACUAGUUGGUAUGAGAGGGAGAUUACUUGAUAGCAUUUCAUAAAAACUUUAUCCCAAAAUAUAACAUGUCCUAGAAAUAGGAUACUGUGACUGACUGUACUCCGUAGAACAAGGAUACGCAGCACCUUUAUAUUUAGAAUAAGAUCUGAAAUUUAAUAGGGAUGUAUUACUCUGUACCACAAAGCAUAAUUGAUCUGUUUUCCAAAGGCAACACUGUUAAAAUUUAUCCUGCAGUCCCUGUAACUUUAAAUAUGUAUCUGCCUAUCUUAUUCUCCUUUCAGCUUUUCCUUGAUCAGAUGCUAUGUGCUUUGAACUUCCUUCUCUUAUUUAUUCCUAUAAUAAAGCUAACUAUUUUCUAGUAUCUUUGCCAUCAUCUAUAAUUUGGGUAUAUCUUACUGCUUUAAUUUCUAUGUUAUAGCCAUUAAUGAUUAUUCCUGGUUCUUCUUGACCCAAAAGAAAAUGAUUAUGCAUUUUAAAAAGGAUUUUGAGUCUGUAUUGCCUAUAUCCACUAUUCUGCCUUCCCAGUUUUAAAGCUGAGUGCUUGAAGAAUAAAUCUUUUCAGUGACAGUAGUCAUAAGCUUUCAUAAAAUAUAGGCUUAGCUUUGUAUUGCUAUAAUAUGGGCCUAUAGUGUGAUUAAUUCUUUAAGUUAAUGAAGACUUGAACUCAGAGAAGAAAUUCAGCUUCUUAGACUUUCCCAAAGUUUAGUAGUAUUCCUGUUAAUAUACUUGGUUUUUUCUGUUUCUACUUUUCAGUCCAUCUUCUUUUCUUUGACAGAAGAAUUAACUGGGACUCCUCCUUUGAUAUAUCUGAGGUUGUGUGCCUUUUCCCUGUCCCUUAAAGACAACUAUGAUCUUGUUUCCAGUCAUAAUUUAUCAUUUUUGAUUUGGUCUUCCACUCAGAGUUGAGUGGUUUAUCACAGAGUGUGUUAUGGCUUAGACCAAUACAGGUCCCUUCUUAAUAGUUACUGAGGAAUUAAUCAUUUGUGGUGACAGACUUCUAAAAUUCAAAUUAAGAAGGCACUAAAGAAAGUAUGCCCAAAGGUAGCUCCUUUUUAUCCUGAGGAUUAAGCCAUUACAAACUCAAAUGACCAGAGAAUGUAAUUUCUUAAUAAGAAUUUUUCCUUAAAUCUAUAUUCAGCUCUCUAUUUCAGUGCUUCUCUCCUACCAGAGGUGCAAGGAGUGAUCCUAGAACCACAGAUACAGCCAAGACCACGGAGAGCUUUUGACGUCAGGGGUCCACUUUCUCCACUGAACCCUUGGAGACAGAAUAUCCAGCUUCUGGAGAGAGUGGGAAAGGAUAAUAAACAAGUGGGUGCUUUCCAUUAUUUACUUGGGUUAAUUUAUAGAUUGGAGUGUCCUUCCAUUGCCCAUUUAAUUCUGUGGUAAACUCCUUGGGUUCAUUUAAGAACCAGGUGGGACUGCAAUCUGUUUUGUUUUUCUGAGAAUGCUAACUAGUACUCAUUCAAAAAUGAGACCUAAAAUUUAAUUUUCUCUCCAGAUAAUUAAAGCAGUGGAUGAUUUGGGGCACAUGAUUUGACGAAUGCCUAUGUAGUCCACAGGAAUUUUAAAACGGGAAUAUCUACCCAUUUUGGCCUUUGUGGUAUUAGUGGACUUCUAAGUGCUCUUUUAUAUUCAAGUAAUUUAAAAGGUUCUGUAUUUCAUCUUUGGGCAAACUGGACAUUUGAAGUCUAAUUUAUACAGUCACAUGUCCAAGUGUUAUCCUACACUGUUAGUGAGAACCUUUUGGUCUUCUUCCUACCUCAAAUGUUAGGACUUCAUAUUAGAUCUUUUAAAAGAUGCAAUGAUAGUACUAUUAUGGUUUUACUGUCAAUUCUAGGCUCCAUUCUUUAAUAAAACAUAAGUAUGAAUGAAUGUAAGUUUCAGGAUACAGUAUCCCUGAAAGCUAUGUUUAAUAUACUCAAAAGUCAUUUUCUAGUCCCUAGGAAUAAAUAUUUAUGGUAAAAGAACCCUUUCCUAGAUUUCCCCCAUGGCAUUAAGAUGGUUUUCUCUUAGUUUCUUUGAUGCCAAGGGUAGGAUUUGAUUCCAGGAAGUUCUUAUCACCUACAAUGGGUAGAAUGUGAACUUGUUACCUUUGGCAAGUUUUCAUUUUUCCUUGGUGGAUUCCUUCUGUGACUCCAGGUAUCUUGAUAAUGGGAGACUGGUUUAUUUGUUCUUUAAUUGCCCAGAUUUCUUUCAACUGGUAAAACAUCAUACUUCUUCAGCAAAAGGAAUUCUUCUAGCAGAGCCUUCAUGGAUGAUAUCUGUCACACAUGCCAGCACCUGCAGUUUGGAAGGCAGUGGUGAAUGGAUCCAUGCAAUAUGUCUAGAAGACACAAGGAUGAGCCAGCCACCUGAUCUUGUCAUUUAUAAACUUUUAAGAAUUACUCUGGUUUACUUUUGGUCUGAAAAUGGAAAGGCCCAAAUAAUGAAAUAAUCUUUUCAGAUUGGAAUUUUACAUGGCCAUGAAAAUAUUUCUUUCUAUUCAGAAGACUGAAAUAGAGGAAGCUUGAGAGACUCCUUUCUUUUAAAAGCGGCUCUCUGUAUCUGUUUCAUUUAAAACAUUUGUGGGAUUGAAAAUCACCUUAAUGAAGUAGGCAAACAUUUUUUUAAGUAGUAGAGGAAGUCCAGAAAACUUAAUGAAAUGGUUUUUUUUGUUGCCUGACACUGAAAGUAACUAGUAAAUAAAGGGUGAACUUCUUAAUUAUUCGAAAACUGCUUUUAAUAUUAGGAUAUACUCUUUUAGCUCAUCUUCGCUGGUCUUGAGGCUUAUUAUAAUUGUCAAAUCAACAAAGUUUCUAAUAGAGAAGUAGAAGAAAUAUCUUUUGAGAUGUAAGUAGCUUGGUCUGUCUUCUAAAGUAAUACAUACCUGUUAAACUUGAGGUAUUUUUUUCAUACUGAAGGCAUUCUAAAGUUUGGUACUGUCACAAAACAGUAGUUUACAGAGCAGAAGCACUUAGUAUUAGAAUAAGCCUGUAGGUGUGAAGGAAUAAGUGUUGCAAAAUAGUUAUUUAUCCAAGCUGUCAAUUAAUUGAUUGAAGUAGUUAUCAAAAUGUUUCUGUUUCUUUCUUUGGUAUCUAUUAACUGGUCAGUCAAAAGCUAUUAAAGAAUGUUUUUAAAGUCACCUAAUGCUGCCAGUUUGUUAAAUUUGGUAUACAUUUUAAGAAUAGACAUUCUAGAGUUAUUAAUAUGGAAGCAGCUAAAAUGUUUUAGGAAAUCUCAAAAGUUUUAGAAGCCACAUUUGCUAAAGCAUAACCUGCACUUAGUCUUUCUUGGCUAUCUGUAUUUUUUUCUCAUUAAUUAUAAAUAAAUUUUUGUUAAGUAUAGUAUUUAAAAGUAAGUUUAAAGGUUCAAUUUGAACUGAAAUUUCCCCAGAGAGCUUUGAAUUCCCAUAAGUGAUUACAGCUUUUACUCCCGACUUGUUUUUAGUAAAUGUUAAUAAGACAAUUGGUUUACAAACACAUAUAAAUUAAAAAAAACAACUGUCCAUCGUUUUAGGAAGAACUGAAGGAACUAAAAAUGAUAUUUGCUUGGAAAUUAAGUUAGUUGAACUCUUUGAACCACAGUAGAAACCGCUUUGUGUGGCCUGUGAGAUUAUAAGCUUUUUGUUUCAGCUUUGAAGAUGAAAAGUGAUUUAAUCUCUUAAUCUCAUGCUUUGAUUGAAUUUUAGCUCUGUUCCUUAAAAUAUGCAAAAGGAAAUGUAAGUGCAUUUCUAGUCACCUCAUGCCACUACAAGCUAUUUAUUUAAAAGUGAAACUUUUUGUAUAUUAUUGUGAACUGAUUUGUUUAUUUAAACUUUUAUUUUGGUGAAUUUACCUUUGAGUUUUUUUAUAUUUUAUGUCACAAAAUGAAGUCCUAUAUUUUUCAGUGUUUAUGAAUAUUAAUAUAAACUAUUUUUUUCUAGAAUGACUAAUUGUGUAAUAUCUGUAUUAUGUGAUAAUUUGAAAUCUAAUAAAUAUUUUCUCCAUGAAAAAAA